AUGGACAAGUUUCGGAUGAUCUUCCAGUUCCUCCAGUCCAACCAGGAGUCCUUCAUGAAUGGCAUCUGCGGGAUCAUGGCCCUCGCCAGUGCCCAGAUGUACUCAGCCUUUGAUUUCAACUGCCCCUGCCUGCCGCGCUACAACCAGGCCUACGGGCUAGGCAUCCUCCUGGUGCCCCCCUUCAUCUUGUUCCUGCUGGGCUUCGUGCUGAACAACAACAUCUCCAUGCUGGCGGAGGAGUGGAGGCGACCCCAGGGCCAGCGAGGGAAAGACCAGGCCGUCCUGCGCUACAUGUUCUGCUCCAUGGCCCAGCGGGCCAUGAUCGCCCCGGCGGUCUGGGUCUCGGUGACGCUGCUGGAUGGCAAGUGCAUCACCUGCGCCUUCUGCACCUCGGUGCCCGUAGAGACCCUGGGCAACGCCAGCCACCCCAGCCUCUCCCAAGGGGACAUGAAGCGGGUCCUCGCCCGCAUCCCCUGCAAGGAGAUCUACGAUGGACAGGAGCUCAUCGCCAAUGAAGUGGCCAUCAGGUACCUGCGCUGCAUCUCGCAGGCUCUGGGCUGGUGCUUUGUGCUGCUGAUGACCACGCUGGCUUUCUUGGUCAGAUCCCUCCGGCCCUGCUUCACCCAAGCCGCCUUCCUGAAGAGCAGGUACUGGUCCCACUACAUCGACAUCGAGCGCAAGCUGUUCGACGAGACGUGUGCGGAGCACGCCAGGAGCUUUGCCAAGGUCUGCAUCCAGCAGUUCUUUGAGGGCAUGAGCACGGACCUGGAUUGGGAGAUCAUUGGGUGUCCGGCAGCGACGCUGACAGUAAUCGCCUCUGCGGGAGGUGACUAA
Fulmarus glacialis (Northern fulmar) is the source of this 834-nucleotide messenger RNA. RefSeq names its product calcium homeostasis modulator 1 (gene CALHM1). The transcript is spliced from 3 exons. The record is from RefSeq and is a predicted model, not a curated record. Gene Ontology annotation, molecular function: monoatomic cation channel activity. Lineage: Eukaryota; Metazoa; Chordata; Aves; Procellariiformes; Procellariidae. Bases 1 to 834 code for a protein of 277 amino acids.